Molecule: messenger RNA, 1359 nt
Organism: Botrytis deweyae
Lineage: Eukaryota; Fungi; Ascomycota; Leotiomycetes; Helotiales; Sclerotiniaceae
Exons: 2
Coding region: 1-1359 (452 amino acids)
Source: RefSeq, a predicted model, not a curated record
AUGGAAAUCGAAGCCGUUCUUGAUCAAGCCGAUCCGCCCCCAUCACUCAAUACACUGCCGCUGGAGGUUCGAUUCAAGAUCUUCAAAGAGCUACUCAUUAAUCCUGUUCUAGGAGAAUUGGAAUCUAUUCUGGGAAACUACCAAGUCCAGGCUCCAUAUGACCCUAUCAAAUAUCAUCUGCAUCCUUCGAUUCUCAGAGUCUGUCGACAAAACUACGAGGAAGGAUGCGAGAUCUUGUACUCUCAGCCAUUUUUACUAUGUUAUAACAGAAAACUGUUAACUAUGGGCCAUCCGCAAGGGGAUAAAAACAUAUUUACUCCUCUGUUGAGGUAUGGUAAUUCAUACCGCCAAGAAGGCCUGGAUUGCAAAGAAAUCAAAGCAAUAACACAACCGGCAUUUAAAAAGGUUCGACAAUGGAGAAUAAUUAUUAGCUCGUACACGGUUAGCAAGGAAAUAAGACCGGAGUGGGAGCACAAUCUGUUUCAACACUUCUGCGACCUUGUGUUCGGUGUUUCUAUCAGAGAGCUUGAGGUCAUACUAUGGGACCUAGCCGUACCCGAAUAUGGCGGGAAACUUAUGGAGCCACGACAAACUUUCCUGCCUUUGACAAUCCUUCGAAACGUAGGAAACUUAACUAUCAGGGAGGCGGCACUGGAUGAAUUCCCACCACCUGCACCACGAAAGAAUAGUCGCUUUUCGCAAAGCAACAGCAAAUUGUUGCUCGCUUAUCCCGACGAGUCGAACCUCUUAGACAAGAAGUCAUACAAAAAGUUGAAGCGCUUAGUCGAGGGUAAUAGACCGGUCGAGAGGCUUUCUGAAAUGAACAGACACCUCAUCAAUUUUGUACUGUCUUUCGAGAAUUUUGCUCCAUGGAAGCUAGACCUGAGAAAUAUGGGUGAAGAUGUAAUAGCAGUAGCUCAUAGUGGAAAUGCGCCAUUUCGCGGGCGAGAAAAGUGCUUUGACUUGAACCCCUAUAUGACUGAUCCAAGAAACUUUCUUGAGGAGGCGUUUAGAAAAGCAGCGAAAGCCUCGCUGAGUUUUGAUAGUAUGGGAUUCAAAUCCGUCAGAGCGGACAUCGUUAAGCAUCUUCAGCCACAGUACAAUCGCAUUGUUAAUGCUUCUCGUGUCUUGGUAGCUGCCAUUGAAGAGGACAAAAGUAAAAUGUACCGGGCUCUUAAUCUACAGUCAACAGGAGGAUACGAUCACAAAUGUGAGGCUGCUAGACUGGUGAUUUUAAUCGAGAAGUAUGCUGCAGCCUUCGAACGUGAUCAGGAUGAGAGGACUGAAAUUGCAUUUCGAGUUGAAAGAAAAGAAAUAAAGAGUUUUCGCUUGGAUCACCCAAGAGAAAUAAUGCUUUGA